This is a messenger RNA of Auxenochlorella protothecoides, 1170 nucleotides long. RefSeq lists its product as hypothetical. NCBI's taxonomy places the organism in Eukaryota, Viridiplantae, Chlorophyta, Trebouxiophyceae, Chlorellales, Chlorellaceae. Bases 1 to 1170 code for a protein of 389 amino acids. The transcript is spliced from 6 exons. The record is from RefSeq and is a predicted model, not a curated record.
AUGACCAGCUCGAGUCCCGACAUGGCGCUGGUCAAGGUACCCGAGAAGACCAUUCAAGACCGCUCCUCCAUUCCCAACCCCGUGGUCGUACUCCAGGCGGCUUCCAGGGCACGGCAGGACCAGGGUGUUCAGCUGUACGAGGUGCAGGAGCAGGUGGCAGGCCUCCAGGCCUCGCUGUCCCGCCUGCAGGCCUCGGCCGCGCAGGCGGCCCAGGAGCGGAGCCGGGAGGAGGUGGCCCUACAGCAGGCAGAAGCCGAGCUCGCCUCCGCCAAGAGGGCGCAUGCGGAGCGGGACGGCGGCACGGCGGCGCUCCGCGCCGCCCUGGCCGCCACGGAGGUCGCGCGGCGCUCGGCCGCGGGGGACGCCCAGCGUGCACAGCACGAGGCGGGUGCGACGCUGGAGCUGGCGGCGGCGCGGCGGGAGCUCGCGGGGCUGCGGCGGGCGUGUGUGGAGGCGCGGCGUGAGAUCGGGGUGCACGCUGCGCGCGCUGCUCGUGCCUCCGCCAGGCAGGAGGGUCCGGUGCACAGGGAGGCGGCAGAGCUGGAAGGCCGGCUCGGCGCCCAGGCCAGGGGGCUGCAGCGGCAGGACGACAGGCACAGCAUCCUGCAGGCCCAGCUGCUCGCCGGGCGCAGGGCGGAGGCCGCCUGCCGCCGAGCGCUGCACGCGCUCGAGGCGCAGAAGGCGACCGCCCUGGAGGGGUUGCGCGCAGGGCCCGGUGGCCGCAUUGAUGGGCUGCGCGACACACUUGCAGAGCUGGCACAGUGGCUGAGGGCAGCGCGGGAGGAGGGCCGGCUGGCAGGGCGCAGGGCGACGACGAAGCAGCGCAAGUCCCUCCUGGCCUCCCGCCUCGCCCAGCUGGAGGGGAGGCUGGAGGAGGCCCGGGCCUGUGCGGCCAGGCACGGGGCCGACCUGGAGCGGCUGCUUGCGGCGGCGGGGGCCUCAGAUGCGCGGCUGGCGGCGGUGGGGGCCAGCGUGAGCGCCGCGCUGGGCCUGCUGCUCGCGGACCAGCGGGAGAGGGAGGAGGCGCUGCGUGCCGUCCGAGACGAGCGGACCGCGCUGCGCGCCCAGGUGGCGCGGGAGGCGCGGCGCGGGGAGCGCCUGGCCCUGGAGCUGGAAAGGACGAUCGCGCGACGGGCCGUCGUCUGCGACAAGGCGCGGCCAGGGGGGUGA